AUGGUCCAGCCGGCUGAAGCCGGUGCGGGCUUGGUUAUGCUUACCUGGACAUCUCACUAUCCGCGAACUCAGGUGCCAGCUAGCCGCUUCCGAGCCCGCCAUGCCAAGGUUAGACCCUGCAAAGAACAGCAGUCACCCAACUUACCCCGCAUCGAGGUACUCUUCUAUCUCAAUGUCUCUACUCGGCUCAGUGUCUAUCGUUCAAUAGCAACAACAACGGUCAUCCAUCAACGCGCUCUUUAUAAUUACGACAGGGGCGGAAGUCCUUGA
This is a messenger RNA of Morchella sextelata, 270 nucleotides long. RefSeq lists its product as uncharacterized. The record is from RefSeq and is a predicted model, not a curated record. The coding region runs from base 1 to 270 and encodes 89 amino acids. The transcript has a single exon. Lineage: Eukaryota; Fungi; Ascomycota; Pezizomycetes; Pezizales; Morchellaceae.